Messenger RNA from Chrysochloris asiatica (Cape golden mole), 1350 nucleotides. It is a transcript of the gene VRK3, whose product is annotated as vaccinia related kinase 3. The transcript has 12 exons. Gene Ontology annotation, molecular function: ATP binding; protein serine/threonine kinase activity. Gene Ontology annotation, biological process: signal transduction; peptidyl-serine phosphorylation. The record is from RefSeq and is a predicted model, not a curated record. Lineage: Eukaryota; Metazoa; Chordata; Mammalia; Afrosoricida; Chrysochloridae. Bases 1 to 1350 code for a protein of 449 amino acids. Gene Ontology annotation, cellular component: nucleus; cytoplasm.
AUGAUCACCUUCUGUCCAGAGUGUGGUAAAAGUAUCAAAUCAACAUUCAAGUUCUGCCCCUACUGCGGAAAAUGUCUGCCCACAGAGGAGCCUGGGACAUCUCCCACCUUUGCCAAACCACUGGUAUCAUCCUUCCGAGGCUCCAGGAAAGAGCUGAACUCCAGUCCUGAAACUUCUUGCAAGAAAGUGAAAUGGUGCAGCUCUGUCAGAUCUCCCCCAUCAUCUCUUUUCUCAGAUAGUGACAGUUCUGAGUCUGAGGAUUUCUUGAGUCCAUCUGCAAGGCCCAGAGGUACAAGGUCUUGCAGCAAAUCCCCAACCACCAAAGGCAGCCCACAGGCGAACCGACAAAGCCCCCAGGCCUUGAAGCGGAGUCGAGUGACCACCUCACUUGAAGCCCUCCCCACGGGGACAGUGCUAACAGACCAGAGUGGGCAGCACUGGACGCUGGGAUCCCUCCAGACCAGGGAUGACCAAGGCAUUCUCUAUGAAGCUGAGCCCGUCUCUGCUUCCCAGAAGCAAAGGUUCUCACUCAAACUGGAUGCCAAGGACGGACGUUUGUUCAAUGAGCAGAACUUUUUCCAGCGAGCUGCCAAACCUCUGCAAGUGAACAAGUGGAAGAAGCUGUAUUGCACCCCCCUUCUGGCCAUCCCCACCUGCUUCGGUUUUGGCAUCCAUGAGGACAAGUACAGGUUCUUGGUGUUCCCCAUGCUGGGGAGGAGCCUCCAGUCAGUCCUGGAUGACCACCCAAAGCACAUCAUAUCGGAGAGGUCGGUGUUCCAGGUGGCCUGCCGGCUGCUGGACGCCCUGGAGUAUCUCCACGAAAAUCAAUACGUUCAUGGAAACGUGACAGCCGAGAAUAUCUUUGUGAAUCCAGAGGACCUGGCCCAAGUGAUCCUGGUAGGCUACGGCUUUACCUUCCGCUACUGUCCAGAUGGCCGGCACGUGACCUACGCCGAAGGCAGCAGAAGCCCACACGAGGGGCACCUCGAGUUCAUUAGCAUGGACCUGCACAAGGGAUGUGGGCCUUCCCGCCGCAGUGACCUCCAGACCCUGGGCUACUGCUUGCUCAAGUGGCUCUGCGGGUGCCUGCCAUGGACAAACUGCCUCCCCAACACUGACAGCAUCAUGAAGCUGAAGGAGCAGUUCUUGAACAACCCAGAAUCCCUGGUGGAAAAGUGCUGCGGGUGGAACAAGUCCUCAGAGACCCUGAAGGAGUACCUGAAGGCAGUGAUGACCCUCAAGUACGACGAGAAGCCACCCUAUGCCAUGCUGAGGAACAAUCUGGAAGCUCUGUUACAAGACCUGAGGGUGUCAGCCUACGACCCUGUGGACCUGCACAUGGUACCAUAG